AUUUCGAUUGUAAUUGAGAGGUUUUACAAAGUUUUAACAGUGUAAACAAAUAGCUUCCACCACAAUGUCUGUCUGUCUGUCUUCUCUAAGAAGGAAACUAGUUGUGCAACUUUGUUUGCCUUCUCAAACAUUGGAGGGACCUGCCUUAACAGACACACACUGUACACACACUUAACAAGCUCUCAUCCACAGUUAUGCACACUCUAAAACACACACACACUACUGCAGGUACCUCCCAUCAUCUUGUCAAACAGAAAACACACACAGCACUUAGUUUCCAGCUGCACAGGAGAGAAGAGAGCAGGCAAGAGGAGAGAGGAGACAUCAUGUAGAGGGUCAGACAGGUGAGAGCAGGUCAGCAGGUGUGUGAGGUAUCAUCAUGUCCAUCACUGUGAAUCUGAGAAGGAUCUCCAACCUGCCGGGACGAUACGACAGGAAGGUCGAACUCUGCUUCAGAGGUUAGUACCUCACACUCACACUCACACACCUGUAUCUACACCAAGAAACAGCCUGAGAACAUCAGCUCUAAACCUUCAGCCUUUGGUUGAAAUAACACAGAUGAUUUCACUGUCUACAUGAGAUUAUUCUGUUUUCCCACUUAAAUAUAGUGAUUAUUGUACACAAAGGUUAGCUGCUGCAAAAUAAAGUUUAUUUUAUGAACGAAAUAUACCACACUUUAAAAAUUCUCUGUAGUAAACAGCCUUUACUGUGAAAGUUGAACUGUAUUGACCUGAAUAGAAGAAGACUUUGAUUCUUACCCAAAAACACCUGCAAAACUAUUUUUUUAAAUGAUCUUUGAGACUGAAGUUUUACAUCUAGAUUGAAAAGAUUUAGUCACAUGUGUAAAUGUAGCAUUGAUGGCACAAAUGUUUACCAUUGAUACUGUAAAAUUGAAAUAACCUCUAGUUUAUAACUUCUUAUCUGGCCGUAAUAAAGCAGAAGUAGCAGAAAUGUGUUGGAGUGUGCUAAAGUGUAAAAAAAACUUUGUUUUUUUAGCACUCAAGUUGAUAGUUUCCCUUCAUUAUUUGUUGUUGAGCUCAUUUAAAGCUCUCCACAUCCUUCUGUAAAGUUUAAUCUCAGUAACUGAUCAUUCUUUAUCAACACAAGAUGAAUUUUCCAGAAGGGAUUAUCUUCUUUCCAUGAAAAGUAAACAGUAACUCCACCUGUUAGAGAGAUAUAAAAACAGAUAAUAAAAAGCUCUUUAAAACACUAGUGAGUGGAUAAAGGUGGUGUUUUUUCUCUUAUCUUUAAAACUGGAGUAAUGUUGAUUCUCUUGAUUGUUGUGACUCUGAUGUUUGGAUGAAUGAAACAGAAACAUGUUUUAUUGUCACUCUGCUGGAGCUCGAUAUCAAGACAAAGAUAUAAUUCAAAGACUUUAGAUGAACUUUUUGGAGAAGAUUUGAACAGAUAGGUAGUGGUACAAAGUUACUUUAGAUACCUGACUGUACUCAAAGACAGCCUUAAGUUAGCUUUAUACCACAAAAGAGAUGAAGAUCUCCACAUUUUAUACUUUUUCAUAAUAAUUUCGAGCUUUGGUUGGGUUAUCUUUACCAACUUUUAAAACUGUUUCAGUAUAAAAUCUUUUUCUGUCCUUCAGGUUUCACUCAUAAAACCAGAGUCCUGAAGUGUGAGAAUGUGGCCAUCUUUAACGAGGUCAGUGCACCAGACUUACACUUGAUUUCUUAAAUAAAUAAUAUUUGUAAUUUACUGUUUGUUAUUUGUGGCCAUUAUUAUUGAUAGGUGGUUAUCUAUUUACGUGUCAUAACUAAUUUUCUGUAUUUAUUAAUUAUGUUGUGUCCUCGUUGUGUUACCUUGUACCAUCCUCCAGGGUGUCAUACUUUAUCCUUAUUGUAUUGUGAAGUAUCUUGUUGCCUUUAAUUGUUCUGCGUUUUUGUAUUGUAUUAUUUGGUAAGACCAUGAAACACCUCAUACCAAAGCUUACUAGUGUCAUAUUGUAUAGUACAGUCCCAUCAAGUUAAAUUUUGUUAGGUGUCAUCUAUUCUGACCAAUCAGAGCACAUAUAUAGGUGAUGAUGUCAUCAAUUAUCAGAGGAUGCUUUAACAGAGUUGACUGAAAUCCCAAACUCCUCUCCUUUAACAGUGUGAAAAAACCUGUGUGUGUGUGUGUGUGUGUGUGUGUGUGUGUGUGUGUGUGUGUGUGUGUGUGUGUGUGUUACAGCAGGUAGCUGUUUGUCUGCUUCAGAUUGAGAGUAUUUUAAUAGAGCUGAUAGGACACUGUACCACUCCUACAGUAAACUCACAGACACACACACACACAGCCGCUCCUUUAACACACUUGAACCUCCAGCUGAUGUGAUUCUGUUUAUUCUGUGAAACUCUACAGGGACUAUCAGGACUCCUCCAUAGAAAGCUGUACACAUACAAAGAACGUGACUCCUGUUUGAAGGCUACUUAAUACUGACAAAAAUAAAGAAGAAGUGCAAAUGUAAUGUUGUUAUCUCAUCGGCAUGCCUGUUAAUAUUUAGGUUGAUGGUUUGAGAAAAUACACCCGUGCAUAUUUAGUGUUUACUGAGUUAUAUGGUUUACAUAUUUACAGUAGGGGCCAUUUUGUUAGCUGGAAUAAGACAAAAAUAAACGAUAGAUCAUAAGAGGAUGAAUGGACUAAAACGUGGAGGUACUUGUGUGUUUAAUGUUGUUAGUCUGGGUCAGUGCCAUCAUUAGUUCUUGGCACUCUGUCACUAAGUGUUCAUGGGUGACGGCCUGAGAAAACAAACGGUUCCUGAGUUGAACCGGUCUGUUUCCUGACUGUCGCGGGUCAUUAAUCUAAAUAAAGAGAAGGCUGGCCCUACAGGUCUGUAAGAUGAGUUCGAUCCCGUUCUGAAAAAAUAGAAUAGUCUUAUAUACAGGGUUUUCCUAAAUAUCGAGACAUGUUACAACAAAAAGCCCUGUCUUGACUCACCAUUACAGGGUGAUGGAUGAUGGAGCGACAAGGAGAACAAAGAUGCUCCAAAAGUAGGAUAUGUAAGCUGACGGCAGUAAACAUUUGAACACAAUCUUAGCCAACAACAAAAACACAUCUGUUAACGACAACUAAUACUAAACAUGCAGAUACUUCGGAAUAAACACAAUUUCAAUCAGCAAAUAUUAAUAUGUCAUCAAGCAAAGACAGUUAAAAUAUCAUACUUGCUAAAAGCUCAUGUCAACAGUAUGUUAUGGGCAUGUUAGCAUACUAAUUAAUAGCAUUUAAAACGCUGUUGUAACAACUGUGAGCACAAGUCUCCACCUGCUUCACCACAUGCUGCAGACAGGCCUCAUGAACCUCCGUUUGACAUGUUUCCUGUGACGCUACUGAGUCAGGCUGCUGUUUGCUCUUCAGGUGUGACCAGGUGUGUGUGUGUGUGUGUGUGUGCAUGAACCCGUAGCACACACUGAUAAAUGUCUGUUGUACAAAAUUUGGGUGCGAGCCAGAAAGAAGUCUUUGUUUUUAUAGUUUCAGUUGGUCUGAUAUUAAAGGGACAGUUCAGGUUUUUAUGAAAGAGAAAAUAACUCUGGGGUGUUUGUGUGUGUGUGUGUGUGCAGCAUUUUAGAUGGCCUCACUACGGUAAAGUGAUCAGAGAGGAAGUUUUGUCCGUCAGUGUUUAUAACUGCAGCAAAGUUUUCUCCAACAGGUAACACACACACACACACACACACACACACACACACACACACACGUCUCUAUAUUGUUUUCAUGUGACAGUUUCUCCUCAUAACAAAUGUGUGUUUGUCUGUAGAUUACUGGGUAAACUGGUCGUCAGUCUCCAGCAUGUUGUUAACACAGGGAGGCUGUUGCUACGGGAACCGCUCACCGAUGCAAACUACAGCCUGACUGAUGUAAGGACACACACGGAGACAAACACACACUUCCACAAUGUUUUAUUUGAGAUUACCCAUGAACGCUGACGUCAUCUUCUCCCUCAUAGAUCUAUAUAGAGUUGGAUAUUCGGUAUCAUCCUCUUGAAGGAACAGCAGGGAGCUGGGAGGGACUGGAUUUCCUGAAAGUUGAAGACAAGGAUGAGUAAGAGUAUUUCUAGAAACAUCUUUCACACUGAACUCCAAAACUAAAAAGUCUGCUGCUUAGAUUUUAUUUCAAGACAGUAAAACCAGACGAUUAUUUCACACUUGGGAUUUUAAGAAGACUGAUUUUAUUUAUAGAGAUUUUUCAAAAAAUCAAAAACAUGAAGAAAUUUCUUUAAGUCAAUUUCAGAAUUAUUUUAUGGAGACAGCCAGAGCAGCAGAGGGACCUCUGACCAGUCUGAACUGUUAAGUUUAUUUCUUUAUCCUUGUCCUCCAUCCUCAGGUCGGCCCUGGUCAUCAAGAACGAGGGAUAUGAUGAACCUGAUAGGUGAGACGUUGCAUAAUCCACAAUAAUCUCAGAUACUCACACAGAUCUAUGUAUGAGAGGUUAACGCUGACAAAACAUGUUCGAACUGUGACAACUAAUGCAGCAGAAAAAAAGGGCAGCGUCGCGACAGGCGGAUAAGUCUGUUGUUUUGUCACAGAUAAUUUGUGUUGAUUUUUGUCUUUGAUACUAACCUUUAAAUGUAAAAUAGUCGCACACUGUCCAGAGAUGGGAAGACUCACACACAACAUUAUUAUUGUCUGUGAACUUAACCUGCUCUUUGGAGAGAGAAUAAAACACUAGACCAUCUAGAAUCAUCUUUCUCCUCUUCCCCUCAGUCAGCUAUCUUUUGUUCGGCCGGGUCAGCUGGAGAGAGAGGUUCGCCGUCUGGGCCGAAGUCUGGUCCGGUCUUCAUCGGGGGAUGAGGAUGAAGACGAGGAUGACGAAGAUGAUGAAGACGAUGACAUGAUGGACCUGGAGGCUGCCAAUAUCAUCUUCACUCCACUGCUCAGGUCUGAUCGCCUGACUUAUGUGUCUCAGUCAGUCAGGCUGUUCACCAGUUCUCACAGCUCAUCUGUGUGUGUGUGUGUGUGUGUGUGUGUGUGUGUGUGUGUGUGUGUGUGUGUGUGUGUGUGUGUGUGUGUGUGUGUAGUCGUUCCAGGCCGGUGUCCAGGAAUGUUACAGUUGCAACGCCCAGAGUGAAGAGCUUCCAGGUGAGUUCAUCCGUCUCACUAUUGUUGACCCGUUCACAUCACCGUAGCAGCAGGCUAAACAAAUCUGCACCUGAGAGAGAACGGGUUUGUAGUCACUCCUUUCAGCCUGUCCAGUAUGUGUGAAACAUACUUAUUCUUAUGCACAGAUUUUAAACUGUGUGCACAGAUUCACACAUGUGUAUUUUUCUACGUCUGGCACCCGGGGGCCUGUGUUGGUCUGUAUCUGUUGCUGUAGCUUCACAAAGUUCUACACUUAUGUAGCCUUCAACUUCAACUCCAUACAUGAGUUUUACUGUGCAACUAUGACACCUAGACAAGCUGAAAAGCAUGCAACAGCAAAACUAAAGCUAUGUUUACAAAACUAUGAUGCCAAGUUUAACUUUUUUAAUUAAAUUUCAUUUUACAAGCUUCACUUUCGCAGUUUUUGAAGAGUUGUUGCAGGUAAAGAAACUCAAAACAUGCAGACAAGAAGGACAAACUCACAAGAAUGUGGACAUUUGUGAGAUUUAAGAGGUUUUUGUUCUUCUGCUGCUGAAGUACAUCCCUCAUUGCUUCUUACAGGCACUUCUCAUUAAUAAUAAUAAUAAUAAUACAUUUUAUUUAAAAGCGCAUUUCUGAGCACCCAAGGACACUUUACAGGGCAUAAAAACACAGCUAGAAACUAAUUAAAAAAUAAAAAAAAUAAAAAAAUAAAAAUCAUUCAGAGGUGUUGGUUGGUGCUGUUCAGUUACAUUUACAACAUUGUUUGUGUGCACAGGUGAAUGUAAACAUCCUGGAGGCUCAGAAGCUGGUGGGCGUAAACAUCAACCCUGCAGUUUACAUCAAAGUGGGGAAGCAGAAGAAACACACAGUGACACAGAAAUCCACCAACUGCCCUUUUUACAAUGAGGUAAAGCAGAGAGUGGAAAUAUCCUCCAGAACAGAACGGAUCAGUACCGUCGAAUCUCUGUUUGACCCUGUUCUGUGUUUCAGAACUUCCAGUUUGAGUUUCAGGAAGACCCACAGAUCCUCUUCGAUAGAGUCAUAGAGAUAAAGGUCUGCACUACGUUAUUUUCCCCCACAUCUGUUGCCUUGGCGACGAACCCAAAGUGAACACCUGUGAUGUUCUCUCCCCUCAGGUGUUCCACAGACGAACUCUGGCCUUCCUCAUGACCCACAUCGGAACCUUUAAGAUCGACAUCUCCACUGUGUACAACCAGCCAGGUACCGGUGCGGCUCAAAUACACCGACUAAGAUGCUUUCUCUUUCUCUGACCUUUGACCUUUGACCUUUGACCUGUCUGUGUCUCUAGACCAUCGAUUCUACCAGAAGUGGGCUCCUCUCGUAGACCCGGCAGAAACCAGGUCUGGGAUCAAAGGUUACGUCAAGGCUACCCUCAAUGUUCUGAUGAAGGGGGAUGCUCUGGGCAUGCCCAGUCUGCCUCCUGCCUCCUCGUCUGGUGCCAGUGAGGACAUAGAAAAGUCCGUUUGAAACACUUGAAUCUUUAUCUCAUGAAUCAUGAUUAUUGGAGCGAUCAUAUGAAAUACGUUUAAGGUUCAAGGUUCAAGGUUCAAGGUUCAAGGUUCAAGGUUCAAGGUUCAAGGUUCAAGGUUCGGAUGUUUCCACCUGCAGGAAUCUGCUGCUUCCUCGUGGCAUUCCUUCUGAGCGUCCCUGGGCUCGAUUCAGGAUACGGAUUUACAGAGCCGAGGGUCUACCUACCAUGGAUGCCGGGCUCAUGGCCAAAGUGUCAAAGGUCACUGACAGAACAGUCUUCAUUGAUCCCUACGUCCGAGUGACCUUUGCAGGACAACAGGUAUCUGCUCCAACCUGCUUUGUUGCCGUCUUUGGUUUUCAUCCCUCAGAGUGACCCGAGGAUCUAACAUCAUUUAUGUGUUUGUGCUCUUGUGUGUGUGACUUUGUGUUCGUGUGCAGGGUGAGACACUGGUCGCUAGCGCCACCAGCUGUCCAGUCUGGAAUGAGGAGAUCUCCUUCAUUGAGCAGUUUCCUCCCAUGGCUCAGCGAAUCAGAAUCCAGAUCCUCGAUGAUGCAAAGAUGGGAGACAUCGCCCUGGCAACGCACUACCUGGACCUGCAGCAGAUCUCGGACCCCACGAGGAACGGUGAGACCCUCUUUUGAUUCAUUAAAAUCUUUUAUUCUUAUCUAGUUCUGUUUACCAGUCUGAGAAUGAAAAAGGAAACUGUCUUCAUGUAAGACAGGCGUGUAUUUUCCUGCUGACCGACUUAUUUUGAAAAAUGAAAACUUCCUUUCAUCUGUUUGAGAAUUAAGGUAAAGGGAAGCAACUGUCUGUUUGCAGGGUUCAACCCGACCUUUGGUCCAUGUUGGGUCAACCUGUACGGGUCCCCUCAGAACUCCACCCUCGGAGAUGUCCACCAGGUAAAUACUCUCAUUUUCUGGUGGAGUCGCCAACAUUUAUCUCAUUAAGCUGAAAAAAGAGAUCAAAUCAUGAAUUAGAUGAAGAGUAUGUUAUUUGAAUUUAGACAUUUUGACCUCCAAAUGACCUUUUGGUGGUAAAAUUAAUCUACUCUUAUUUUUUUGCAUGAUCCAGUCACAGUACAGGGAGGCCUGCCCUUUAGUACCACCUUCAAACCCCGUCUGUGUCAGCAGAAUUAAACAUGGCGGAGUAUAAUAACAGCUCUGACCUGACUGUCUUUUCUUCAGGCUUUGAAUCAGGGUCUCGGUGAAGGAAUCUUCUACCGCGGUCGAAUCCUCCUCGCUCUCUGCGUGGAGGUUUACGUCUCCCCGUCCGCCGUCGUCACAGAUGCUGCGUCGGCUGCUCUGGGAAAGGUACCGCCUCCUUUCAGUUUCCUCAGAGAGCAGAAUAAACUGUUGAAGCAUCACAGAGAAGCUCCACAGAGCCUUUACACAACAAGCUGGUUCAUCUUUCUGAGUGUUUCUAAAGGAGUCAACAUGAUUUUACUUCAGUCACAAAAAAACAUUGAAUGGAAUUUUAUCUUUAUUUGCUGCUCAGCCUCUUUGACUUCUCCUCCUUUAGUCUCAUUUGACCUCACUGACUGUUUGUGUCUCUGAAGAUGAAGGGAGCUCUGGGGAAAUUUGGACUGAGGAAGAAGAGGGGCAGCAAGAAGGAGAGGAAAGACGGUGAGUCCUCCAAAGAUGUAAUGUGAUGUCUUUGGAUUUUGGACCCGCACCCAGGUGGACACUCCAGGAACUGAUAGGUUUCAUUUUCUCAAACUCAGGAGGCUGCCAUUUAAACUGGAUCCUUGAUUCACACGCUGCAGUUUUGUUUUUUUAUAAUAAUUGAGGAAAGUUGGCGAGGCAGCCAGGAGAGCAAAUGUCUAACAAUUUCAGAGCUAUCUUUUUUGAACCCAGGUUUGAACAGAAAAAGGUUAUUUCCCAUUGUUUCAGCUCAAAUGUAUUCUGAGGAGUAAAACUUCUCUGAGGCCUCUUGGUUUGAGAUAUUCACCUGUUUUCUUGCAGGAUCUGAUGCUGGCGGUGGAAUGGCUGAGGAUUCAGGCGAGGCAGGAGUCGAGGUACCAGAGGCGGUUACAGUUGAGAUUGAGGAGAUCCAUCCACUACCUGAGGUUUGUACCGGGUCAUAAACAGUUGUAGACUAGGUCUGUUUUUGGAUUCAGAUGAUGUUAAAGUCCAACAUGGAUAGACGGACAUGUGGGCAUCUGCAAAUAAUGUAAAAAUGACAGCAGAGUAAAGCUCUGAAAAACUCUGGACAAAUAAUUCUCUUAUGCAGACGCUGGUGUUGGACUCUUAAAAUGAGCCGAAUCACUUGGUUAAAUCGGUCCAAUCAGCAGCAGCGAUCGACCUUCAUGUCAGCUCUCUGUCGUGCUUCUGAACUAAAGGACCAAGCCGACCACAAUAUGACUGUUUGUGUUUUUGUGUUCAGGGUUUUCUGGGAGAGAGGGAGGAGUUUCUGCUGUUUGCGUCUCUCUUUGAAAUCACCAUGAUGGACCCGUCCAUCGGAAACAGACCCGUGACCUUUGAACUCUCCAUAGGUAAGCAGUCGACUCUAUGUCCCUAGUAUGAGGAUUGUUGGUUUACAGAUGCAUCUAAAAAUGAUUUGGUCUUUGAGACGUUCGAGCAAACGUCUCUUUACAAAAAAACCUCCUUAUGAGCUGUUUUCUGUUUUGCAGGGAAUUAUGGGAAAGUGGUGAGGGUUGCGAAACCCAAGAAGAGCCAGAGUAAGGAGGAGCUAAGGCAAAGUAAAGAGGAGCUGAGGAUGAGUAAGCAGGAGCUGAGGCAGAGUAAGGAGGAGCUGAGGGGGAGCAGGGAAACUCUGAACGAGGAGGCCAAGGGUCUGCUGGAGUCCGAGGAGGAGCUCGACAAAGAGGAGCUGCAGAAUCCAGAACCUGAAAACAGAUCCUUGUCUGCUGCUUUCAGAACCGAGCCCACCGAGUAUGACAGGUGAUGAACCGUUUCACCCACAAUGAAGACUUCUACACCAUCCAGACGACAGUCAGCCGAAAAUCAUCCUCGUGUCACUUUCUCCAAGUACAUCUCCAGGUCACCAUGGUGAUGAUGAGAUGUUGAUUCCUGGAGGACCUUCCCUGAACAAACACAGUUUCAGUGUCUUUGUCUUACUGUGUCUGUCUCUCAGGUCUUUCCAGUGUAUCCCUCUCCAGCCGCCCUCUGCUAAACCCAAACCCUGUCUGUUUGUCUGGAGUCAGUUUGAAGAUCACAGCUUCCGUCUCUAUCAGGCGAACUUACUCAGCAAAAUGGCCGACCGAUUGGUGAGGAUCAUGUGAUUUUAUCCCACUGAGCAUGUUUUGGUUUCAAAGAGGUCUAAUAGACGUCUACAUGUAGCCUAGACGACUGGUCUAAGAUUAGGCUACCACAGGUCUAAAUAUGAUAGUUUUUUUAAGACGUCUAAAUUUAGACCAAGUUUAGACCAAGUCUUAAUCUGGGUUAUAUCUAUACUACACUGUAUAUUGCUCAAUGGCUGUCAUAAUUAUUUUAGAUAAGUGCUUAGAGAUCAGUUUUUCAACUCACACUUUUUGAAAUGAAUAGUAAUCAAAUAAUGGGUUAAAGUGCAACAUCUAAAUUCUGUCUAAAAAUAUACGGAAUCUCCAUUUUGUCCAAUAGCCGUCUAUUGCUCAGUGAGAUGUUCCAUUUAUUGAGAACUACAUCUAUAAAGAAAGUAACAUGCCAGGGUUUGUAUUCACGUGAUCAUGAUGUGAUUUGAGAUCCCUUCGUUCGCUCUGAUUGGAGUAACUUAAGAUGGAAGUGGCUGCAGAGAAACAGGGUCUCAGGGUGGACUCGUGGCUUCACCUGCAUGCAGAACUCUGUUGAUGCAGCUGGAAUACUCCCACAUUAGUCGUGGUCACAUCUGUCUUCUGUUUGUCUUGUAGGAAAUCGGUCUUGAUGAGGUCGAACGCCUCCUAAGGAGACCGAGGAGUAAUGUCAAGGAGCGGCUGUUGGAGGUGUUGCUGGAGUUGGUGGCCUCCUGCAAGUCAGUCCCUUCUUUAGAUUUAAGAAGAACAGAUGUAAUCCAGCGUCAGUUAUUUGUUCUUCACCCAGUUUCCUCUUUUCUCUCGUCUUUUUUUCUGUCUCUCUGCAGACAGUUCAGCGGUUUCACCGACAGGAGGUCUCAGUCUCGUCCCAACAACCUGGACAGAUGCAGACGAGAUUUCAUCAAGAAGAAUUUAGUGAGUGUGUUCUCCCUUUUCCUUUUACUUACAGGUCUGUGUGUUAACCUGUUACUCUCUUAUCUGUAAACAACCUUUCUGACCGAUCGUCUCCAGGUGCUGCUGGCCAGGCAGGCGGUGAGAGCCAGGCGGAGGAUCACCAGGCGCAACGCCAAACAGAGGCUGACAGACAGCAAGAGGAUCCUUAAGAAACUCCGCUUGUUAGCCAAAGAGGUCAGAGGUCAUUUUGUUCAACUAAGGGUCACCACAAAAAAAAUGUUUUCUCAGAUCUGACAUCAACUAACGCCUGUCACGGUCUCUCUUCAGCCCCAGACCACCAUCCCAGACGUGUUUCUUUGGUUGCUUACUGGAAGAAAGCGAUUGGCUUACGUCAGGAUCCCCUCCCACUCCAUCUAUUUCUCUUUGGUUGAAGAGCAAAGAGGGCGGGACUGCGGCCGACUCACCACGCUCUACUUGAAGGUAACUACUGAUAAUAGUUUCUGCUCUGAUCUACAGCUGAAUUUAUCAGCUGAGCACACCAUUCAUUUAAAUCUGUCUCCCUCUCCCUCUCUCUCUCUCUCUCUCUCUCUCUCCCUCUCUCUCUCUCUCUUCUCUCUCUCUCUCUCUCUCUCUCUCUCUCUCUCUCUCUCUCUCUCUCUCUCUCUCUCUCUCUCUCUCUCUCUCUCUCUCUCUCUCUCUCUCUCUCUCUCUCUCUCUCUCUCUCUCUCUCUCUCUCUCUCUCUCUCUCUCUCUCUCUCUCUCUCUCUCUCUCUCUCUCUCUCUCUCUCUCUCUCUCUCUCUCUCUCUCUCUCUCUCUCUCUCUCUCUCUCUCUCUCUCUCUCUCUCUCUCUCUCUCUCUCUCUCUCUCUCUCUCUCUCUCUCUCUCUCUCUCUCUCUCUCUCUCUCUCUCUCUCUCUCUCUCUCUCUCUCUCUCUCUCUCUCUCUCUCUCUCUCUCUCUCUCUCUCUCUCUCUCUCUCUCUCUCUCUCUCUCUCUCUCUCUCUCUCUCCCUCUCUCUCUCUCUCUCUCUCUCUCUCUCUCUCUCUCUCUCUCUCUCUCUCUCUCUCUCUCUCUCUCUCUCUCUCUCUCUCUCUCUCUCUCUCUCUCUCUCUCUGUGCUUGUCUCUGAAGUCCCCGGGAAGUUCAGCUAGUGAGAUCUUUGCUAAGCUGGAGGUCUACCUGUGGCUCGGUCUUGCAAAGUACAGCAAAGAGGUCACCAACUGCGUACCGGAGGAGUUUCAGCCAGUUUAUGAAGAAGAGGAGGAGGAGCAGAGGAGGAUGGUCCAUGCAGGGAACAGGAAGCUACCUGUCAGUCUGUCCUGCCAAGGUAAAUCCCCUCUAUUCAACAAGUGUUUGCCGGUCAAGCUGGGGUCCGUUCUGUGGAAAUCUUGUGUCAUGAAGAAGGAGGAGGAGUUGGAUGAAUCCUCCAAUAAAAACUUUUCAUGGACUUCACUCUCUCUUUCUUUGCAGACAGCAGGUACUUCCAGUUACGAUGCCACCUGUAUCAGGGGCGUGGCCUCAUAGCUGCAGAUGAUAAUGGCCUAUCAGAUCCCUUUGCCAGGGUCGUCUUCUCCACACAAUGUCAGGUCACCAGGGUCAGUGCAUCAAGAAAAGAAAAGACAUUGAACUUAGUAGCUCAUUGUGUGGACAGACUUUGGUGUAAUGCCCCUUUAACGUCUUUUUUUCACACAUAUGUUCUUCUCAUGUCUGUGUGGGGUCCAGGUCAUGUCCAGCACCCUCUCUCCAGCCUGGUGUGAGUGUUUGUUAUUUGACAGAGUUCUGCUGGAGGGAUCGAAGGAGGAGCUUAUACGAGACCCUCCUCUCAUCAUCAUCAACAUCUACGACCAGGACGCCAUGGUAACGCUCUCAUUUAUAUCCCUCUCAUCCCUCACAACUGCGCACACUGGAGAAACCAUCAGCUGUAUGCAUGAAUGUACUUUUGUGUAUGAUUGCACACAGGGGGGUCCGAAGCCUCUGGGUCGAACCUUCGCAGAGCCAGAGUUUAAAACUGUGGAGCAGUUCUACCAGAAACCUCACCUACGUUUUUAUGACAUUAGCAUGGGGAGGGUCCCUGCUGGAGAGCUGCUGGCUGCUUUUGAGCUCAUUGAGCUGGACUACACCAAGUUUGGAGAGGUGACACCUUCUGGUUCAUGAAUCAUCUAGAACUUUGUCAUUUACACUAUUUUACGACUAAAAACGCCACAAAAGUGUUUUAAUUUGGAAUCUGACUCUUGACCCCGCCCCCCUGCAGCCCAGCCUCCCAAGCAGCGUGGAACCCAAGGAGCUGACCUACCUGGAAGAACAGAGAUGUUACAUCAUUCCAGAAGGAGUCCGACCUGUUCUGAAGACCUUCAGGAUUGAGGUCUGAUACUCCGCCUGUUGACAUGUUGUUUUCAGGACACUGAGUGGACACAUGAAGGAUGGACUAACCAAAGCCUGUAUGUGCACCGGUGUGUUCAGGUGCUGUUCUGGGGUCUGCGGGAGCUAAAACGGGUGCAGCUGUUUGAGGUGGAGCGCCCCAUGGUGAAGGUGGAGUGUGCAGGAAGUCAGCUGGAGUCUGAGGAGAUGGAGAGCUACAAGACUCACCCAAACUUCAAAGAGCUGGUCCUCUACAUGGACGUGGUCAGUCCGUGUCGUUGGCUUCAGAAAAACUUUAACACAGUUAGAAAUAAAAAAAUGUGGUUUCCAGAGAUCUGACCUGUUUAACCAUCUACUCUGUUUGGUCCAAUCAGGAGCUGCCUGAGCAGGCCUACCUCCACCCUCCUCUGACCGUGUUUGUUGUUGAACAUAGAGCGUUCGGUCGGGUAGCUUUGGUUGGGACCCACGUGGUCCAGAGCCUCAUGGCUUUUGGCCCAGAUGAGUCUGGGGAGGAGCCAGAGGAGGAAGAGGAGGAGCCGAAACCAAAACCAAAAGGUAAUUGAAAACCUGAUCAGCAACAAGAUUGAAGACUUCUAUACUGGAGUUUUUAAUACCUUCAACUGGUGCAGGGGGGUUGAGUCUCUGUUAAAGACCCACUGAGCGAUAAACGGCUAUUAGACAUCUAGUUUUUUUAGACCUCAUUUCAACCGUCUAGAUUCUGUAUAUUUUAGACAGAAUUUAGACGUCGCACUUAAACACAUUAUUCGAUAACUAUUUAUUUCAAAAAGCAACUGUGAGUUGCAUAACUGAUCUCCAAGAACUAAACCAAAAUAAUUAUGAUAGCCAUUGAGGAAUGUACAGUGUAGUAUAGACAAAGCCCAGAUUUAGAUUUAGUCUAAAUUUAGACGCCAAAAAACACUUUCAUUUUAGACCUGUGGUAGCCUGAUUUUAAACCAGUCGUCUAGGCUACAUUUAGACGUCUAUUAGACCUCUUUUAGACCAAAAAAUGCUCAAUGGGGAGAAAGUCCUGGUUUUUCAUUUUUGUGCAUGUCAGCGAAUGAAACAGUCUCUUUGUGUCUCAGCAGUCACCCAAACUCCAGUGAAUGUUAACCCUCUGACGACAGUGAAGAAUAUCGGACUCAGCGGCCUGUCCAUCACUCAGUCAAAGAUCCCCAUUAACCCCAUGAAGCUGGUUAAUGUAUGUUACAUUAAUAUCAAUCUCUUUUUUUAUUUACAUUUUUUUUUAAUUAUUGAAACAAGCAAACUGUUUCAAAAUGAAAUGAUCAAAAGGUGCACUGAUGUUGCUCCUCAGGCUCCUCUGAAGAAGCUAAUGGACACAGGGGAGGAGUUAGAGGAGGAGCCACCCGAGCAGGAGGAGCUGGAUUGGUGGUCUAAGUACUACGCUUCAGUGCAGGAGAUGGAGAGAAAAGUGAGAAACUUGAAAGAAGAAACAAAUAUUGAAAACUUUCAAACAAAUCAAAGAUAAGCUAAAUGGACUGUCAGUUAAAUCUGCCACUGAUCAUUUUAAACUAGUAAUCUUAAUAUCUUCAAAAUUAACAUUAAUUCAUUAAUCGUUGUUUUUCAUACAGAGUGUGCAAACAAGUUAUUCACACUGUUAACAUGUUCUUGUUGUUUUUGCUGUAAAGAGGAGCUUUUUAGACUGGGUUUGGAUGUGUCUCCUGGUUCCUCUGGAGUCAGCCUCAAGUGGACGGGUGCAGGAACUGCAGUUUUCAGCACCUUUGUAUUCGCUUCAUUUUUCAAGACCUCAGUUUGCUUUGAGCUGAGCUGCUUACUGACAGUUAGAACGCUCUAAUGAGAAUCAGUAUCAUCUAGAUGACUGCAGUGAAGAUGCUUGCUCACAGUGGGGGGUGUUAGGACUCAGUUUGAGCCCUGAAAUGAGAAAAAGUCCAUUUUUACUCAACUUGAUGUGUUCACCGUCUGUAGGCUGCUGAGGAGGAGGAGAGAGCAGAAGCUGAAGCAGAAACAGGUAUAAUUUUAACUUUUUUAACACAACUAUGCUUUUUUGAAAUUUCUCUUUUUAAGUAGAAGUUUUAGAGUAGAGCAGUUAACUUGUGAAGAUUUUAAAAGAAGUUCUUGGACUCUUAAUCUCAUACUUUAAUGUUACUUUCCUUUAGUUUUGUUUUUGUCCUUUUUUAUAAAAAUGUGUAACUUCACAAUAUACAGAGUUUAUCACUUCACUUAAGAUGACCAUGUCUGUCCUUCAAUUUUGGUUAAUUAAAACAAAAAAAGCAGAGGGUCAAAGUCAGAAGAAUGAGAUGCAUAUAAAUAAUAAAAUAGUUCUAAGACUUUUAGUCUUUUUUGAUGAUGACAUUUCGUGCUCAGACCAAGCUCCGCUCACGAUGGCAAAUAUUGAAGAGGAGGAGGAGGAAAUCGUGGUGGUGGAGGUCGAACCACCCAAACGAAAGAAGAUCGCUACGCUGAAGGUGGGAGUCUGGGUUUUUGGACCUUCUGGGUUAGGGUCCAUGCUAUACCUCCCCCUAUUUUACCAAAUCUACAUCCGUUUGUAUUUCCAUGUGUGCCCAGCUGUAUGGAGGUGAUCUGGAGUCAGAGUUCAGUCAGUUUCAGGACUGGCUGAAGAUUUUUCCGCUGUAUAAAGGCAGAGCGACCACUGAGGAUGAUGAGGACGAUGAAGAAGAGAGGCUGAUGGGAAAGUACAAGGUACAGCAGACAUGAGGAUUUCUGUCGAUUAGUUUUUUUCUUUUUCAAAGAUAUUCUCUGAAAUAAUGUCUCUGCUGUCAGGGUUCCUUCCUAGUGUAUCCACUUGAUUCAGGAGAUGAAGAGGACACCGCCUGUCGAAUCACCAAUGGAAUCCCCAAAAAUACCCCGAUCAAAGUUUUGGUCCGAGUCUAUAUUGUGAAGGUAUCUUUACCACCCUUCCUGUCUUUGUACCUGAACAGUUCAACAUUUAAAUAAUUUACUUUAAACAGCCUCAAUAGUGGUGUCAGAUUCAAGCCAAGGUGUCUCAAGAAACAGCCAAACUGAAAUCUCUCCUCAUUAAAGUACUUUUCUGCUGCAGCACAGCGAGUCCACCGGGUUUAAACAAAAGUAAAAACAGUCGUCUCUGUUUCUGUCCUGCAGGCCACCAGUCUGACCCCAACAGACCCCAACGGUAAGGCUGAUCCAUACCUGAUAGUCACAGUUGGAGAGCAGAGUCAGAAUACACAAGACCGAUACAUCCCCAAACAGCUCAACCCCACGUUUGGAGAGUCAGUACCCGCCUGUUUACCUGAAUAACACCCACUAACAACCUAACGGCCUCUCUGAUCGACUGAACGCCUAAAAAUGUCUUUCAGAGUCUUUGAAUUCACCGUCUCUUUCCCACUGGAGACGGAUUUGCUCAUUGAAGUGAUGGAUCAUGACAUGCUGGGGUCCGAUGAUAUCAUUGGAGAGACACGGAUCGACCUGGAGAACAGGUUCUACAGCCGCCACAGAGCCAGCUGUGGUCUGGCUCUCUACUAUGAUGUGUAAGUACCACAAUUUUUGGUGACAAAAUAAGUACCAAAACAAAGACACUUUAGCACCACUGCUUGAACUCAGACAAACCAAACAAGGCUGUUCUUAGAUUCAGAGCGUCAAUAUUCCAGGAGCAGAACCACAGCAUUGAGCUGCAGUGUGUAAGAACCGGUACAACAGAAUGAAAGAACUAAAACUGUAGCAUUCAGGAACUAAUACCUCAGCAUUUCAGAACAAGAGCUGCAGCGUUACAAAAACCAGAACUCGUAUAUUCCAGAACCAUUUUAGAAUAAGACCCUCUUCGUUCUGGAUCUGAGUUUGUGCUCCAGUAUUUUAGAUCCUAAAUCUGGAGCACUGUAGAACAAUAACAGUGGCAUUCUAGAGCAGGAGUUAAAGCGUUCGAGGACCAUAACUGAAGCACUCAAGAAUGAUAACAACAGCCUUCUAGAAAGACAGCUACAGCCUUCUAGAUGUAGCCACGCAAUAUGAUUGAACCAGAACAACAGAGUUCCAUUAAUAGAACCAGGGAUUCCAGAACUACAACAGCAGGAUUCUACAACAAGGAAUCUUGGAGUUAGAACUACAGCAUGUCAGCAACAGAAACUGAUUCCACUCAGAGAUUUAAAAACUAUUUUUAGAUUCUUUUUAUCAAUUUCAUUAAGUCUGGACAAAAGUGAGUGUUUGAGACUUGGGACCAAAGUUUUCAUUAACGUGGAUGAUAUUCAAAAUUAUCCAAAUGCUGUGUUUGCAGAUAAAAGUCCCAAAACUUAAAGUCUAGUAGGUUUUCUACUUCUGUUCAUUUUAUCUUAUAAUUUGCUCAAGAAUUCAAAAAUAAUAAUGAAGCACCUUUGGCACAUAUUGUGGUUAAUCAAGCUUUAGUAAGAGGACUCCUGUCAGUUUGUGUUUUGUAACCGUAUAGAACAUGCUCCUCUGGGUGUUUAUCUGUUCUGUCAACUUCUAUGUCCCGUGUCCCUCUACAGUGACGGAUACAACAAGUGGCGGGAUUCAAAGAAGCCGUCGGCCAUCUUGGCUGAACUUUGCAGAAAGAAUGGCAUCAUGUCCCCAGAGUUCAGAACAUCUGAGGUCAAAGUGCUCAACAAAAUCUUCAAGAUCCCACCUGACGCUGUACCUGAAGGUAGGAGAGACUGAUAAGUAGACAUGCCCAGACAUCACUGAUGGAGGUCAUGUGUUCAAAGGUGUUUUAUUAUCAAAGAGAUAUUAAAAAGACUGUGUCAGUGCUGUUUUUCUUUUUGUUGUUUCAGUCCUGCUGAAGAAGAACCAGCGGACGCCUGAAGACGAGGCCGAGAUCGAGGAACAUGCUGCCCUGAGUGUGCUACACCGCUGGGGGGAGAUGAAAGAGUUCAUCCCUGGAGCCGUCUCUCUUGUCUCAGAGCAUGUAGAGGUCCGAUCCCUGCUGAACCAGGACAACCCUGGACUGCCACAGGUAACGAUGACACAAUAACAACACUACAAACAGGUACAGCAGCAGCAGCAGCCGUAUCAACACACGAGAGCCGAUCAUCAGAAAUGCAUCUGCUAACGUGCGCUCAUACGUGUGUAACAGGGGUACCUUCAUAUGUGGGUGGACCUGUUUCCAACUGAUAUUCCAGCUCCACCUCCUGUUGACAUAAAGCCGCGCAAGCCUGAACAGUAGGUCAACAUUUGAACAAGUAGAGAGUCAACAGUAAAGUAUAAAAGACUGAUUUCUGCUGCUGUUCUCAUGCUGACAGGUACGAGCUGCGCGUGAUCAUCUGGAACACAGAUGACGUGUUUCUGGAUGACGUCAACCCGUUCACCGGUGACCCCUCCUCAGACAUCUACGUUAAGGGGUUAGAUUCACACACAGACAAACACACACUCACUCACACAGACAAACACACACUCACACCAAGUUCUGAAAAAUCCAGGGUUACCUCCAAGUGCGAGUGCAUCCCUAUUUGUGUUCUUGUUACCUCCACCAAGGAGGUUAUGUUUUCAGUAGCGUUGGUUUGUUUGUCUGUUAGCAACUUUACUGAGAAACUAACAGACAGAUUGACCUGAAAUUUUCACCAGAGGUGUGUCUCAGCCCCAGGAGGAUCCCAUUCAAAUUUUGUGUUCUGGAUACUGUGAUCCAGAACACACAAAAAUAAGGGUGUCGUUGGAAUUUUCAAUGCUAAAAGAUAACUAAUGGGCGGCACAGUGGUGUAGUAGUUAGCACUGUUGCCUCACAACCAGAAGGUCCUGGGUUUGAAUCCCGGUCUGGGUGUUUCUUGUUUAAGGGGGGACAUGAGCUGCUUUUCUCGUGAACCUAUCAAAUCGGGGUUUCGUUCUCCAAUAGAGGACUCCCAUUCCAACAUUCAUGCCAAAGCUCAUGCUCAAAUCAUGCAGAUAUGAAUGAAUGGUCGGGCAGUUAUGAGCUCAUUUUGAUGGAAAAGAGGAAGAAACCCACUGACUGAAAUUUCAAUGAGACGCUUUUGUGUGUGCAGAUGGGUAAGGGGACUGGAAGGAGACAAACAGGAGACAGACGUCCACUUUAACUCUCUCACUGGAGAAGGAAACUUCAACUGGAGAUUCAUCUUCCGCUUUGACUACCUACCAACUGAGGUGCGCACACACAUGUACUGAACGUAAACACACCUUUGGACUUGAUGGUGGUGGGGUUUUUUGCAGGUUACUCAGCAGAGUUGAAUUUAUAAUCUAAGAAAGUAAACUACUGGAUUAAAAAAUAUUUGAUUGAUUCAGAGUGAACCACAUUUAUCUGACAAGUCCACAUAAACAUUUGACUUCACAAUAUUACAGACUGGAAUCACACAUUUUUACGUGUGUUUUUCUCCUCAGAAAGAGGUCGUGUAUAAGAAGAAGGAGUCCUUCUUCUCUCUGGAGGAGUCAGAGUUUCGACAGCCAGCUAUUCUGUCACUUCAGGUCUGGGACUACGAUCGAAUCUCAGCCAACGACUUCCUGGGUGAGACACAAACCCAAUCAUAUGUUUGAUGAUUAUUUCACCCCGAUAUUGAUCAAAUAUGUUGACGUUUUCCCUCUUUCAGGAGCCAUAGAGUUGCGUCUCAAUGACAUGGUGCGACCGGCAAAGACACCGGGUAAGUGUAGGAUUGACAUGGCGAAGGAUCGUGCCAGCCCUCGAUUCUCCAUCUUUCGUGCAAAGAAGAUGAAAGGCUGGUGGCCGUUAACCCGCCUGAAGACAGCUGAGGACUUUGAGAAGGAAGAGAAGGAGAAGCAGGAGGCCAAGAAGAAAGGAGGGAAGAAGAAGAAGAAGAAGAAGAAGGAUAAGAGGGGCAACAUGAAGAAGGAGGAGCUGGAGUUCAUCGACAGCAGCGGAAACACCUACCUGCUCAUGGUAUAGAUUUUUAGAUUUUUAUAGAUUUUAUUUCGGUCAUAAUACAAAACAAACAGAAAAGAACAAGGCAGGUAAGACACAUAUAUACUGUACAUAUGUACAUAUAUAUAUAUAUACGGUUUACAUCGCUGUUUGACUGAAAAGGUUUAGGGCUGAAGGCGGAGCUUAUUUUGCCCACCUUUACCACACCGCUGUAUGACUAUAGAAAGAACAUGAUACAAAAGUCAAACCAACACAACAAUACAGAUAGAGCAUAACAAAGGGAGUCACUUUUUUCUCUCUCUUUUACCUUCUUCUUUUCCCUUUCCUUUCCCCCUUUAGUUUCUUUCAGUCUCUCACUUACUAUUCCUUUUUUAUCUUUUUUCCCCCUUCCCUUUUAUUUUUCCCCUUUUUUAUUUUUCCUUUUUUCUACCUUUCCCUUUCCUCCCUGUUUCCUUCCAGUUUUCCUCCUUUUUCUUUAUUCUUCUCCUCCUUUUUGAGGGCGCUAAGAAUAGUACUAAGAAUAAAUAAUAAACAUAAAUAGAUUACAAAAACAAAACAAUCAAAAAUAAUAAAUAAAUUGAUUAAUUAAUUAAAUAAUUAUAAGAAAUAAAAUAAAUAAAUAAAUAAAAUUAAAUAAAUAAAAAAUAAAAAGACUACAUUUCAGUGUUACUGAGUUCUUCUCACUCAGUCUUCAUGAUUAAUAAACUAUUAAUGUGUUUGUGUGCUUAUUUCACUCUCUGUACAUUAUCAUAUAACGGUUGUUUAAACAGGCCUUUAUAGUAACACAGGCAUGUUCUGUUCAUGCUGGUCAUUAUAUUACAAGGAUAUUUUAUUUGUUGGUAAAUAUACGGCACUGAUGUUAACGACUCUAAUCUUAAUCCUUGUCUUGUUUCUGAUUCUGUGUUUGUUUAAAGGGGAAAGUGGAGGCGGAGCUUCAGCUGGUGACGUUGGAGCAAGCUGAGGCCAACCCUGUGGGACGAGCCCGAAAGGAGCCGGAACCUCUGGACAAACCCAAGUAUGCUGCUUUUACAAAAAAAAAACCUAAAACACUUCAGUGUAACAAAAGCGCCCAGGUGUCCUUCUGAGUUCAACACUCACAGGUUUUUUGUGAACAAACCUUUAGCUGUUGUUAAUAAACGGUCUCUUGUCCCCUUUUCCUCUAGUCGUCCCACCACCAGCUUCAACUGGUUUAUCAACCCACUGAAGACCUUCAUCUUCCUCAUCUGGAAAAAAUUCAAGAAGUACAUCAUCGCUUUUGUCAUCCUCGCCAUCCUCACUAUCUUCCUUGCCCUCAUCGUCUACACGCUACCAGAUAAGAUCUCAUCCCUCAUGGUCAACGGAUGAAGUUACCCGAGUCUUCUUUUCUCCAGCUGGACUGCCUCGUGUUUUAGUUUUGACCUUAAGACCAACUUAAGUCAACUGAAGUCAGCCUGAUAAACUGUAUCUAAUCACUUUAA
Molecule: messenger RNA, 21248 nt
Organism: Xyrichtys novacula (pearly razorfish)
Lineage: Eukaryota; Metazoa; Chordata; Actinopteri; Labriformes; Labridae
Source: the annotation of a GenBank genome assembly